Molecule: messenger RNA, 396 nt
Organism: Penicillium bovifimosum
Lineage: Eukaryota; Fungi; Ascomycota; Eurotiomycetes; Eurotiales; Aspergillaceae
Gene: fkbp3
Product: peptidylprolyl isomerase family protein FPR2
Exons: 2
Coding region: 1-396 (131 amino acids)
Biological process (GO): protein peptidyl-prolyl isomerization
Molecular function (GO): peptidyl-prolyl cis-trans isomerase activity
Source: RefSeq, a predicted model, not a curated record
AUGCGUCUCAUCACCAUCCUCGUCGCAACUCUCGGCUCCCUAGCCGCCGCCGCCGACCUCGGCAUCGAGGUCACCCACCCGGUCGACUGCGAGCGCAAGACCGUCAACGGCGACAAAGUCUCCAUGCACUACCGCGGCACCCUACAAGCCGACGGAUCCGAAUUCGACUCCAGCUACAAGCGCAAUUCCCCCUUGACUUUCGCCUUGGGUACUGGUCGUGUCAUCAAGGGAUGGGACCAGGGAUUGCUGGAUAUGUGCAUUGGCGAGAAGCGCACGCUGACUAUCCCGCCUGAGUUCGGUUACGGCAGUCGUAGUAUGGGGCCUAUCCCUGCUGGGUCGACGUUGAUUUUUGAGACUGAGCUUGUUGGUAUUGAUGGUGUGAAGGAUGAGCUCUGA